GUAUUUGCCUACAACGUUAGAGACUUCAAACUUGAAAACGUCACACUCCUUGGCCACCAUUCUUUUUUAUGUGGUGCUUCUGAUUCCCCUUCACGCCCAUUGGCUCUUCCAAAACACACUUAUCCCUUUCCAUCCACCAAACCAAUACUCCCAAAUCUCACAAACACCACCUCCAUUGGCCCUAUCACGCUACGCCGUCGUUUAGCACCUCCUUCUCCACCCUUCGUCUCUCAAUCCACACACCCUCUUAUCGUUUUUGUCCUUCUCUCCCUCUCGUUUUUCGCCAAAUUUGUCUUCUUUUUGCACCUUCUCCCUGAUUUUUCCUCGCCUCAAAUAAUAUUCUGCGGCUCCUUCCCCCCCCCUUUAACUUUUCUGAGGAGCUGAACAGAUUUUGGGGGUUCCUUUCUUCUUCUUUCAUUAUUAUUAUUCAUACCCUCCUAGUUAUGUUUUUUUCACAGUCUUUCUACGAUUUGUUUGAGAACCCUGCAAUAUUGGGUUUGUGCUCAGUUAUUGGAAUGUUUUUUAGUCCUCUGUGGGUAACAUUUUUCUUCGGUGUCAUCGUUGGAUGGUUGUGGAAACCGAAAUGGGCGAGGUUGGGGAAAGAAAAAUUGACGACUUCCCUCGCCAAGUCCUUAGAUUUUGCCUCACCCUCCUCGGCUUCUUCACCAUUAAAGUCUGCUCUAGUUUCUCCUAUGAAGAGUUGUUCUUCGUCUCCUUGCCUUAAUUCCAUUAAAAUGCUACCUCCAAACCUAGAAUCUUUGCUCCUCAAAAAAGGGGUGGAUAAAAAGGCUUCCUCAUCAUCCUCUCCCGUGAAAUUUGCAAGUUCCGUCAGUUCACCCAAAUCCUGCGAGGAAACUUCUGAUGCUGUGACAAUAGCGGAUUUACAUCAUCUAUGGCAGCUUGUGGAGGAGAAAGAUGGAGGUCUCCCUUGGAUUCAGAUGAUGGAUCGUUCUACCCCUACCAUGAGUUACAAAGCAUGGCGUAGAGAACCAAAGGAUGGUCCUCCCCAAUAUAGAAGCAGCACUAUUUUUGAAGAUGCUACCCCUGAGAUGGUGAGGGACUUGUUUUGGGAUGACGAGUUCCGACCGAGAUGGGAUGACAUGCUUGCAAGCUCUUCAAUCAUUGAAGAGUGUCCCACUACUGGUACUAUGAAAGUGCAGUGGAUACGGAAGUUUCCCUUUUUCUGUAAAGAUAGAGAAUACAUAAUUGGUCGGAGAAUAUGGGAAUCUGGAAGGCAUUACUAUUGUGUGACCAAGGGAGUAAAUUGUCCUUCAAUGCCUAGAAAAGAUAAACCUAGACGCGUUGAUGUGUACUACUCUAGUUGGUGCAUUAGAGCAGUGGAAUCAAAUAGAGGUAAUGGCCAGUUAACUGCCUGUGAAGUCUUGCUCUUCCAUCAUGAAGAAAUGGGCAUUCCAUGGGAGAUUGCAAAGCUUGGAGUAAGGAAAGGAAUGUGGGGAACUGUUCAGAAGAUUGAACCCGGUUUGCGAGCUUAUCAAGAAGCAAGAGCUUCUGGUGCUGCACUCUCUCAUUCAGCCUUUAUGGCCCAAGUCAACACAAAAAUAGGCCCUGAGUACUUGCAAUCGAUCGGGGGCGAUGACAAUUCAGCAGAGAAUGAAAGUGUGGUUGCUUCAGAGAAACCACAGGGCGUGAACAUACCCAAGAUGCUAGUCAUUGGUGGUGCUGUUGCUCUUGCUUGUAGUCUUGAUAGGGGACUGGUGACAAAGUAUCUUCUAUUUGGUGUUGCUAGAAGAUUUGCCAAUAUAGGUAAAAGAUAGUUAAAAAUAGAGGUGGAAGCAGCAUUUUCUUGAAUGCCAUUCUUUUGGACGAUCCACAUUACCCUUUGUUGUAGUCGCGUUAUUAUUACCUGAUGAAAAUUUAGAGGCUCUAUUGUGGACGAAAUAAGUUAUCAAUUCAACAAUAAACCAAUGGAAAUGAGAAAAUCCCGGGUUGGUGGAGGGAGUAGGUGACGAUUUUUUUUUUCUUGGACCAUUGUAGUUGUUGGUCAGAGACUAUAGAAUUUCAAGCUGUGUAUGGUUGUAUAAACUCAGUAGCAAUUAAAAAAGGAAUACAACAAAAAAGUAUUUUAGUUACGCGUUUA
Molecule: messenger RNA, 2098 nt
Organism: Glycine soja
Lineage: Eukaryota; Viridiplantae; Streptophyta; Magnoliopsida; Fabales; Fabaceae
Exons: 6
Coding region: 444-1775 (443 amino acids)
Molecular function (GO): lipid binding
Source: RefSeq, a predicted model, not a curated record